Emiliania huxleyi CCMP1516 is the source of this 501-nucleotide messenger RNA. RefSeq lists its product as hypothetical. The record is from RefSeq and is a predicted model, not a curated record. The annotation marks the transcript as partial. The transcript has 2 exons. Lineage: Eukaryota; Haptophyta; Isochrysidales; Noelaerhabdaceae.
GAGUCGUUCGUCGACACGAUCGAAAUCGUCAACGGCGACACCAUCCACGGCUUCGCACACUACUGGGUCUCCGGAGUCUGGGAGCCGGGCAACGGCCUCUCAACGUCCACGCUCCAGGAAGUCGAAGACGGCCCCACCGACUUUUGGGUGUGGCCCUUUGAUGUGCGCCUCCGGCAAGACGGCUGCAUCGUGUGCCCGUGCGAGAGCGCGCCGUGCGACACGUGUCAGUACGGUUGCGAGCUCGGCGUCUCCGGCACCUUCCAGCGCUCCUCCGUCGCCAACCAGGACCCCGUCUUCUACCUGCACCACGCGUUCACGUUCGUGGUCGUCGAGCGCGCCAUGCGUCGCCAGGGCGAAUACGCCGCCAAGGGGGAGGGGGGGAACCACCAGUCGCCGCCCUUCUACGGGCUCGACGAGGACUUCAACUACGGCGAGAGGGAAAGGGAGUGCCCCGGGAACAACCUGGACGAAGGGAGCCCCUUCAACCACCUCGGGGCGUAA